Messenger RNA from Mesoplodon densirostris (Blainville's beaked whale), 1175 nucleotides. It is a transcript of the gene MRPS18C, whose product is annotated as mitochondrial ribosomal protein S18C. The transcript is spliced from 6 exons. Gene Ontology annotation, molecular function: small ribosomal subunit rRNA binding; structural constituent of ribosome. Gene Ontology annotation, cellular component: mitochondrial small ribosomal subunit; ribosome. Lineage: Eukaryota; Metazoa; Chordata; Mammalia; Artiodactyla; Ziphiidae. The record is from RefSeq and is a predicted model, not a curated record. Gene Ontology annotation, biological process: mitochondrial translation. The coding region runs from base 677 to 1108 and encodes 143 amino acids.
UCACCCCACAGGUGGGAAAUGGAACGUGGAACUCAGGGGAAUUUGAGAGGUGACGGGGCUGUACCUCGACCGGCUGCACGUCCAUGGUUUUUCGCCGCCGGCUCCCAGACACCGUCUCCUCGUCCUCGUCCUCCUUCUCCUCAUCGCCGGACUUAAGCUCGGCCGCGGUGGGGGCGGCAAAAAGGCUCUCCAAGCUAGGACGGUUCCUUUUGCGGACCGACACCCGCCGGCGGAUGCGGGAACAACCUUCAUCCAUGGCAGGGGCUGGGGGCCCUGCCCGAACGUCGUUCCGCGUGACCCAGCCGCCAAACCCCAGUGAAGGGGUGAGCGCAUUAACAGGGGGAAGGUAACAACAGGCGGAAACUGCGCUCGCCUCUCUAUCCACCUUUGGGAAGGGUCACAAACCAAUUGUCAGGGCUUGGGACCGGAAGCGGAAGCACAGACGUAGGAGCCCGCCCUCUCUUCGUCCAAUCUUGCGGCGCGGCAAGAGGGAGAGGAGGAGAACGGGAAGGUACUGCGCAGGUGCAUAGAAAUCCCCACCUGCUCUUUCCUUGGAUUCCUUACGUUCGCCUUCGGAACCUUUGAACCGAGUACUUGGGCCAACAGGGGAAGCAUACCGGAAGUGACUUGUCCAGACGAUUUGGAAAAAGGAAAGGAAGAGGAGGAGCAACGAACCAUGGCAGCUAUGGUAGCCCUUUGCAGUGGGCUAGGAAGGAGAACGUUAACGCACUUCGUAACGGCUGCUGUCUGCCUCACAGAUUCUGGGGCUCAUGCAGUGCUGUGGAGAAGUUGUUCACAAUAUAAACAGGUAACCAGCAAUGAGGACCUGCCUGUUCCAAUGGAAAAUCCUUAUAAGGAGCCUCUGAAAAAAUGUAUCUUGUGUGGAAAACGUGUAGAUUAUAAGAAUGUACAGCUUUUAUCCCAGUUUAUUUCUCCAUUUACUGGAUGCAUUUAUGGAAGGCACAUAACAGGUCUCUGUGGGAAGAAACAAAAAGAAAUCACAAAAGCAAUUAAGAGAGCUCAAAUAAUGGGGUUUAUGCCAGUUACAUACAAGGAUCCUGCAUAUCUCAAAGACCCUAAAGUUUGUAACAUCAAAUACAGGGAGUAAAUUCUAUAAAGUUAUCAUCAAUAAAUUUAUUUUACAGUUGUGUGGUGGUAAUAUUGGCUCAAACUGU